AUGGAACCAGGGAAUGAUACUCAACUUUUAGAAUUCCUUCUUCUGGGACUUGCAGAGGACCCAGAACUGCAGCUCCUCAUCUUUGGCCUUUUCCUGUCCAUGUACCUGGUCACUGUGCUGGGGAACCUGCUCAUCAUUGUGGCCACCAUCUCAGACUCCCACCUGCACACGCCCAUGUACUUCUUCAUCUCCAACUUAUCCUUUGUGGACAUCUGUUUCACCUCCACCACCAUCCCCAAGAUGCUGGUGAACAUCCAGACACAGAGCAAGGCCAUUACCUAUGCAGGUUGCAUCACCCAGAUUCACUUUUUUGUACUCUUUGCAGGAUUGGACAUUUUUCUGUUGACUGUGAUGGCCUAUGACCGGUUUGUGGCCAUUUGUCACCCUUUGCAUUAUAUGGUCAUCAUGAACUACAGAAUCUGUGGAUUGCUAAUUCUGGUGUCCUGGGUUGUGGGUGUCUUAUAUUCAUUGUUGCAAAGCUUAAUGAUGUUGCGGCUAUCCUUCUGCACAGACUUGGAAAUCCCACAUUUUUUCUGUGAACUUAACCAGGUGGUUCAGCGUGCGUGUUCUGACACCUUUCUUAAUGAGGUGGUGAUAUAUUUUGCUGCUCUCUUGCUGGGAGGUGGCCCCCUCACUGGCAUCCUUUACUCUUACUCUAAAAUAAUGUCCUCCAUCCGUGCAAUCUCAUCAGCUCAGGGCAAGUACAAAGCCAUCUCCACCUGUGCGUCUCACCUCUCUGUGGUCUCCUUAUUUUAUGGCACAAGUCUAGGUGUAUACCUCAGUUCUGCUGUGACCCAAAACUCACGCUCUACUGCAACAGCCUCAGUGAUGUACACUGUGGUCACCCCCAUGCUGAACCCCUUCAUCUACAGUCUGAGGAACAAGGACAUCCAGAGCGCUCUGAGAAGACUCUGUGAUACAGGAAGAUAA
Molecule: messenger RNA, 930 nt
Organism: Marmota flaviventris (yellow-bellied marmot)
Lineage: Eukaryota; Metazoa; Chordata; Mammalia; Rodentia; Sciuridae
Product: olfactory receptor 7A10-like
Biological process (GO): G protein-coupled receptor signaling pathway
Cellular component (GO): membrane
Molecular function (GO): olfactory receptor activity; G protein-coupled receptor activity
Source: RefSeq, a predicted model, not a curated record